Molecule: messenger RNA, 1035 nt
Organism: Microthlaspi erraticum
Lineage: Eukaryota; Viridiplantae; Streptophyta; Magnoliopsida; Brassicales; Brassicaceae
Source: the annotation of a GenBank genome assembly
AUGGUGAAGGAGAGUGAGUAUUACGAUAUUCUAGGCGUCAAGACUGAUGCCUCAGCUGCUGAGAUUAAAAAGGCUUAUUAUAUAAAAGCAAGGCAAGUUCAUCCAGACAAGAACCCUGGUGAUCCUCAAGCUGCUAGAAAUUUUCAGGUACUAGGCGAAGCUUACCAGGUUCUUAGCGAUCCGGAGAAGCGAACUGCUUAUGACAAAUAUGGAAAAGAAGGUGUUCAACAGGAUGCAAUGGUUGAUCCUGCAGCUGUAUUUGGCAUGCUCUUUGGUAGCGAGCUGUUUGAGGAUUACGUUGGGCAACUUGCUCUUGCUUCAAUUGCAUCACUUGACGCCGAGUUAGAAUCACAUGACCCUGAGACUAGAAAAAAGAUGCUUCAAGAAAAGAUCAAAGCGAUGCAAAAGGCAAGGGUAGACAAACUUGUCGCUACAUUGAAAAACAAACUCGAACCAUUCGUGGAAGGACAAGUCGAUGAAUUUGUGAGUUGGGCUAACGCAGAGGCGAAACGGCUUUCUACAGCUGGUUUUGGUGAAGCAAUGCUUCACACUGUGGGUUACAUAUACACUAGAAAAGCUGCGAGAGAACUCGGAAAGGACAAACGUCUCAUGAAAGUGCCCUUCUUAGCUGAAUGGGUGCGUGACAAAGGCCACCAGAUCAAAUCUCAAGUGAUGGCUGCUUCUGGUGCGGUUUCGUUACUUGUUUUGCAGGACGAAAUGAGCAAGCUGAAUCAGGGAGAGAACAAAGAGGAGCAUAUUCAGAAAGCCAUUGAAGCUAAAAAAGAUGCAAUGCUUCAAUCCCUUUGGCAAAUCAAUGUGCUUGACAUCGAAUCAACCUUAUCUCGCGUCUGCCAAGCGGUGCUUAAAGAUCCAACUGUUUCAAAGGAUGUUCUUCGAGCUAGAGGUAAAGGAUUGAGGAAGCUCGGAAACAUUUUCCAGGGUGGUAAGAAAGCGUACUCUAGAGAGAACAGCUUGCGCCACGAAGAAGCCGCCGUGAAACUUGACGACGGAGAUUCCUCAAAGCCGGCGACUUAA